This is a messenger RNA of Acaulospora colombiana, 762 nucleotides long. The record is from the annotation of a GenBank genome assembly. Lineage: Eukaryota; Fungi; Glomeromycota; Glomeromycetes; Diversisporales; Acaulosporaceae.
AUGGUCUUUUGUGCUGAAUGCAAAAGUAAAGGUGUCUAUAUUGAAAAGUCGGGUCAACCUGCCGAAUUCUGUUCCAACCAGUGUCGAAAGGCAGCUGUGGAACAUGCUGGAACGUUAAACUCUCCGCCAGUGUUAUCAGUUGGGACAUUAGGAAUUGGACCACCAUCUAUGCCUUUGACGAAUAAUCCACCUUCCAUUCGGCCUUUUCGGGGAGUAGGUGGUACCUGGGUACCCGUUUCAGUUCCGUUAUGUCGUUUCUGUCAGACUAAACCAUGCUGGAAAGAUCCGUCAACACAAAUAUAUCUAUCUUUUUGUGGGAAGACAUGUAAAGAAGCGUUCGAAGGGAUGCCCUUGACACCAGCUCUUUCGACGCCUCCGACACCUGCGAGCAAUAUCCCUCAGAGUCCUACAAUAUCACAAGUAGUCAGGCCCAAUCAAUAUCAGCCAAUUAAUCAAUAUCAACCGACAAACGGGCAAAACCAACCUAUAACAAUGAAUGGGCAACUUCAACAACAGCAGCCAACAAAUGGACAAUUCACACAACAAUCAACAAAUGGGUCGCUUCCACCACGACCAACGAACGGGCAAUCAUUCCAACAGCCAUCAACCGUCGUGUUUCAACCUACGACUGUUAGUCCAAAUGACAGAUACCCACCUAACGCCUCAGAUCGUAAGAUUACGCGUGACGAUAAUUUUGAUGAUGACAAUCCAUAUGGAUUUAGGGACUAUUUGAAUAAGCCCGGUAACAAUGACAAUGCUUGA